Messenger RNA from Sordaria macrospora k-hell, 246 nucleotides. RefSeq lists its product as uncharacterized. Gene Ontology annotation, biological process: proton motive force-driven ATP synthesis. NCBI's taxonomy places the organism in Eukaryota, Fungi, Ascomycota, Sordariomycetes, Sordariales, Sordariaceae. The record is from RefSeq and is a predicted model, not a curated record.
AUGGGUGGACAAUACUACAACGUUUUUGGCCAGAAGGUCGCCUCCCAAUACCUUGCCAUGGGUGUUCUUGGCUCCCUCUUCGGCGGUGUCUAUCUUGCUUCCGGCGGCAGCAAGUCGACCCCUGCUACUCCCCCCAUCAACGCCUCCAGCUCUGAUGAGGCCGACUUCAUCAAGAAGUUCCUCGAGACCUCCGAGGCCACCGAGAAGCAGGAUGCUGCCGCUGCCGCUGCCCCCGCCAAGCACUAA